Armigeres subalbatus is the source of this 5291-nucleotide messenger RNA. RefSeq lists its product as uncharacterized. The record is from RefSeq and is a predicted model, not a curated record. NCBI's taxonomy places the organism in Eukaryota, Metazoa, Arthropoda, Insecta, Diptera, Culicidae.
UUCACGCGAAUCCGAAUACUGAAUCAUCAGCAACAGUGAAUGUAUCGGAAUGAAAGAGUGAUACCAAAGCCAAAACAGCGAACCGCGCACCAAACCAAAUGAAUUUAUAGAUGUAUUUUUUGUCUGUUACCAAAUAUUUGAAAAGUAAGAGUUAUUAGAUAUGAAUAGUAUUGUUAUUAUCAGUUUAUGGAUAUUAUUACAACUUAACAAAGUUUUAUGUCAAGUUCCAGAUGAGACAGUGAAGGUGCUGAGGAGCGAAAAAGUCGAACUGACAUGCCCGAUCGACGUCGAUACCUGCGGCGAGCUGCACUCGCUCAAAUGGUUCAAAGGCACCGAUCGCAUCGCGGUCGUCUCCGGUGACGGCGAGGUGGCCAAGGUUGAGGGCAGCUACAACGAUCGGCUCUCCCUGGCCCACGAAAAUAAGCGAAGUCGGCUCAUCUUCAAGAACGUGGAAAUUUCCGACGAAGAUACAUAUCUGUGUGAAACCACAUUUUUAGAGCCCUCCGAGGCGUGUGAAAACUCGGGAGCAUAUAGUAUAGCACUAAAUGUUUAUGCCAUUCCUUCUGUAAUAGCACUCCAGGAUGGCAGUAGGAAUAGUAUUAAGAACGGUUCUCACAUUGGACCAAUGCGGGAGGGUCAGGAUCUGCAAGUCGUUUGCGAAGUAUACGGCGCCCGUCCAGCACCUGUGAUAAGUUGGCAUCGGUCGGGAAGUGUUGUUAGAGAUUCUCAAAUUGUGGAGGAUCAUAAUGGGCUGUUUACAGUGAAGUCAACGUUAUCGCUUACCCUCUCGCGCCAGGAACUGGGCGCCACCUACAUUUGCCGCGUUGAGAUGAAAGAGUUGUCGCUGGUUGUUGAUAAUCUUUUUCAUAUCGAUUUACAAGUGAGACCUACAAAGAUCAAUUUAUCGGGUGUCGAACAUCACACCGUUCAAGGCACCAAAGUUCUACUCCAGUGUCAGGUGAGCGGCGCUAGGCCGGCGGCCAACAUGACGUGGUACAACUCGACAAGGCUGAUACCGGACGAAAUGAACGGAAUCACCUCUGUCACCACACAAACGUACCUACAGAAUGACGGCACAUUCGAGACCAUCAGUCAGAUGAUAUUCACCGCAACUCGGUUUGAGAACGGUGCAUCGAUACGCUGCGAGGCGGACAACAUUGUGAUGCGCCAGGAUGGCGACCGGCCACUGCACGACACCCUUACGCUCGAGGUCAUGUACCCACCGGUGGUCCGGGUCGGGGCGGAGAAUAUCACAGUCAACGAAACGCAGGAUUUUCUGCUCAAGUGCGACUACGAGGCAAAUCCGGCCUCGCUCGAAAGUGUCAAGUGGUUCCGCAAUGAUCAGGAGAUCAAGCUGGACAGCGCCCGGCACGACGGGGGUAAUCCGGAGAAUAUCGGGCUCAUCAUCAAGAACUCGACCCGGGGCGACAUCGGAGCGUACAAGUGCGAGCUGGCGAACUCCAUCGGGAAGGACCUGUCCGACAACGAUAUCAAUGUCGAUGUGUUGUACAAACCAACGGUGGUGCUCAAUAUGGACCCGGAAACACCGGUGAUUGAAAACGACCAAGCCAACAUCACCCUGCUGUGCAACAUUGUAGACGGCAAUCCACUGCUGCUGACCAAGGUGCGUUGGUUUUUGGAUGGUGAGUUCCUGAAAGAGCUGCCAGAGUGCGACGAUAAUGGCGAUGGAAACAGCUUGGGCGACGAAAACCUAUGUGAGGUGGACCCGACUAAGAUGUUGCUGCAAAACGUCGGGCGGGAAUUCAUCGGCAACUAUUCCUGCCAAGGUUUCAACCUUGGUGGGUGGGGGGACAUCAGCGAGGAGAACUCGUUGGACAUCUUCUACGAGCCGGGAAAUGCAACAAUAACGCAUUUUCCCUAUAUUGGAAUAAAGAGACGAAGCGUUACAUUCAACUGCUCGGUGGAAGACCGUGGCAAUCCACAUGCUACCCGUUUCCGCUGGCUGCGGGGAGAUAAGCCAGCCAAGGACGUGGUAACCCCAUCGUGGACUGUGGAUCCGGUGGGGUUGGACUCGAGAACGACGUUCACAUGCUUCGCUUACAAUGAAGGUGGCGCAGGAAACGCUGCAGUGGUGCACUUGGAAGUGCAUGCUCCACCGGCUUUUGUACAAAAGCUGCAUCCGUACACCGGAGCUCUGUAUUCGACUUCGAAUAUUUCGCUGGCUUGCCGGGUGGAAUGCGUUCCGGCGUGCUCCAUUUCCUGGUUCAAGGAAGGCGUUGGGAUUGAGAACUCGGACGAACGGUAUUACAUCACAAGCACGUAUCUGCCUGCCGAACCGGCGACCGGAGAUUUCGAGAGUGCAUACUCGGUGUUGCAUUUCAACAUGUCUGCCUGGCCGGACGGCAUGUUAGAUCGUAUCCGUGAUAGCUCCCACUAUUCGUGUGUCUCAUCAAACAACUCAGCAGGCCCUGGCGUUCGCAGUACGACAUAUUUCGGCGUGGAAUAUCCUCCGGAGAACACAUCCCUUUCGAGCUCUUCCAUUUCGGUGGAGGAGGCAAUUCCCCGCGAAUUGUGUGCUCGUCCUGGCCUACCAGAGCCAGAGUUCAGUUGGUGGCGGAAUGCGGUCAAUAUUGUGAAUGGUAGCUCGCUGAUCGUAAACACCGUGAUGGAGAGGUCCGACGCUGGCGUUUACACGUGUGUAGCGUCCAACAAACACGGCAACCACUCGACCGAUGCCGUCAUCGACAUCCACUACAAACCUACGUGCACCAUCACCCGAAAGGAGGUCAACGACGAGGACAUUCUGAUCUGUACCGCAAUCGGCAGCCCCAAGGAGUCCGAGUUUGACUGGAGCCUCAAGUACGAGAACGACACCCUUCAGAACCACCAGACGAGAGGCGACGCCUACGAGAGUAUCCUGGUGCUGGAAAGCGACGUGUCCGCUAUGCGGACGUACGUCUGCGUGGCCACCAAUGGCGUCGGGAUGGGAAAGCCCUGCGAAAUCGAAGUUGCAGGAUACGUGGCAUGGUGGCUCAAGGGAGAUAUUCUGACGCCGUACAUUCUGAUUGCAGCCGUUGCUGCACUGCUGCUCGCGGUAAUAUUGAUUUGCGUCAUCAUCAUCUGCAUUUGUCGCCGAAAACGCAGGCAGGAUAAAUCGUCCAUACAAAUCGAGGAGAUCGAAGAUGGGGAAUUUUCCUUUAUGAAAAAUCAAAGGUCCCCACCCAAACCUGAGCCAGAUGCGUCGGAAAACAUCCAGCAGUAUGAUAAAACUGUCCGAUGGCGAAUCCGCCGGUUCUUCGAAAAGCGAAACAGUAUUGAUCUGCUCAAACUGUCAACACAAAAUGUUAUUACUUAUGUUAAAAAGCCUCAAGUGCCACCAACGCAAUCAGCAAACACAACAACAAUCACCUCCAAAGAACCUCAGCAAACAAGCGGUGAUAGAAAUGAGAAUGUACCGCCAACUGGUACAGAUGUAGUAGUUACUGGCGGAUCGUCGACUGCUGGAGAAUCCCAAAUAGAACCCGGAGAAUAUGAGAACCUACCCUUCCAUGGUAUGCAGACUCCUCCUAAGAAGGCUAUGCUCGCAAAGAAUAGUCUCGCUCCGGCAGUGAAGUGUCCUAACAAGUCGCUAACACCCUCAUGUUUCCCAACUCAUCCGUACAACUACAUCAACUAUCAGCAACGAGACAGCAAUAGCAAACCAACCCCAAGCCUUUCAUCCUACAACACAAGCCAAUCGACUGUGCUAACUAACCAAAGCAAUAUGUCCUCGCUGUCCAACAGCCAGGACUCGUCAAGCAACACUAACAACUCCUAUCUCAGUAAGACCGUUGAUCGGAAGAAACCAAGCCAACACCAGCAGCUGCUGGACAACAGCGAUACUCUUUCGACCCACAGUUUCUCUUCGGGGAAAUCGCUCAAACGGCCGCCAGGUCCGGCUGGAACCUGUGGUGAAAAAAAGCUUAUCGACCUCGAAACGGUCACCCCGCUGUACGAGAACCUAACCGACUCGAUCCAGAUCCACGAGUCGCCGAUGGGAAGCGCCGGGUGUGGCAUCGGAGCCAAAUUUGCAAUCGACGGCCAGGAGCGGUACAAAAUUAGUUUGCGAAAGCCGCGGAAAUCGAACAGUCGGUCGAACAGUGCCGUGUCCAACAGCUACUACGACUGCAUUAAACCCAUCCCGGCGCCACGACACCGGAAGUAUGCGUCCACCAAUUCGCUGCUUUCGAAGAAUAUCCAAAUGUACAGCAAUAAGCUCGAUCCGAUCUACAUGAACCUGCCGGUCAGCUCCGGCUACGAAACGGAUCCCCGAUCGAACGAUGAGUUCAACGGUGCCGAGUGCCCCACAUCAUAUGACAACCAAUACUUUGAGAUCACACAACACCAGACACGAAUCCUGAUACCGAAAGAGCUCUUCCCCGUAGAUAGAAGCAACCAAGUCAAGAUUAAUCAAUUACUGAAAAAGAACCUAGUUUCCUCGAAUCGACGUCACAUUAAACUGCCUUUACAAAAACAUCAUAGCUUUAAUUUCCAAUCCUCCCAAACCGUGGAAGCGACCGUGCGCGAUCUCAAGAUCAAGUCCCACUCGAUCAGUUCAAAAACCCUGCGAGACUAUCGAAACAGCAGCAAUAUCAGCAGCAGCGGCAACAACAACCACGUCAACAGCAGCAGCAGCAACAACAUCUGCGGCAGCGCCCACAGCAACAACAACAUCAUCAAUAGUAGCAAUUUUAUCAGUAGCAAUAGCAAUAGCAAGUUCCCCAUUAACAGUUCCACCAAUCCGUUCAUCAACAGUAGCAACACACUGGCAACCCUGACCAGCAGCAGUAGCAGUCGUCGAUCGCUCGCGGUGGCCCGUCAGCACACCACCCUGGCGACGGCAACACUUGCCACGGUUCGACAGCACCCGACCAGCAGCCAAUCGCAGAGCGAGGACGAAAGCAGCAGCGAUCAGGAGCCGAUCAAACCGCCGCCACCACCCCCACUCUAUCAUCACCAGCAGAGCAAACCCAAGCACUUGCACCACAGUUCCCUUGUAGUAGGAGGCGGAGGAGUAGGCAUGAUCACAUCGACGGCGGCCGCGGGGCCAAUCACAUCACAAGUCUACAAGUAUGAUACUAACUCGAUAGCCUUCAAACCUAUCACUCCUGUGCCAACGAGUACUCCAGCAAUAACUAACUCUAAAUCAACGGUUAAUAAUAUGUGUAAAGAUAAAUUUGCUAUUAAAUAAUAAAACUAAUUACAAAAAAAACGGAGACGGAUAGAAAAGCAAGCAAAUGGAAGUAAGACGAAGCAACUGAAAUCUGAGAUAACAAAGCUAACUAAACUGA